This is a messenger RNA of Sardina pilchardus (European sardine), 3981 nucleotides long. RefSeq names its product SH3KBP1 binding protein 1 (gene shkbp1). Gene Ontology annotation, biological process: protein homooligomerization. Bases 110 to 2767 code for a protein of 885 amino acids. The record is from RefSeq and is a predicted model, not a curated record. Lineage: Eukaryota; Metazoa; Chordata; Actinopteri; Clupeiformes; Clupeidae. The transcript is spliced from 18 exons. Gene Ontology annotation, molecular function: protein binding.
GCGGGGCCACUAAUGCUUUUGUUGGGAUGAGUACGACUUGGGGAACAGUUUAAAUAUCUUGUAUGUGACACCAGCCGAUCAUGUACAGUCGUUGACACGAAUAUCAAUCAUGUCAAGGAUAGGGGAUAUUAUUCAUUUGAAUGUCGGUGGGAAGAGGUUCAGUACUUCAAAGCAGACGCUGACAUGGGUUCCCGACUCCUUUUUCUCAAGUCUCCUAAGUGGACGGAUAUCAACUUUGAAAGACGAAACUGGAGCGAUAUUCAUAGACCGGGACCCCUCACUUUUUGCUCCGAUUCUCAACUUCCUCCGAACCAAAGAGCUGCACCCCAGGUCUGUGGAUGUGCAUUUACUAAUGCAUGAAGCGGAGUUCUAUGGAAUCACUCCCCUUGUGCGUAAGCUGCAGCUGUGCGAUGAGCUGGAUCGGUCCUCGUGUGGGACUGUACUCUUCAAUGGCUACCUUCCUCCUCCAGUGUAUCCUGUGAAGAGGCGUAACCGGCACAGUGUGGCAGGCCCUCAGUUCAUGGGCGGCCGAUCGGGCCCAGUGGAGAGGGCACCCGUCCGCCGGAGUAACACCAUGCCACCCAACCUGGGCAACGCUGGCAUCCUGGGCAGAGCUGCCAUGGAGGAGAGGGUGAUAGGCUCUGGUUCAGCGAUGGAUGCAGGGAUGGUGCGUAUCGUCUGUGGGCAUCACAACUGGAUUGCCGUGGCGUACGCCCAGUUCGUCGUCUGUUACAGGAUGAAGGAAUCAUCAGGUUGGCAGCAGGUGUUCACUAGCCCGCGGCUGGACUGGGUGAUCGACCGCGUGGCCCUCAACGCCAAGGUGAUGGGAGGCUCGAUAGGCGACAACGACAAGAUGGUAGCUGUGGCCGCGGGGACCGAGAUCAUCCUGUGGGCCAUCUGCCCUGACGGCAACGGCAACGAGAUAGGUGUGUUCAGCUUGAACGUGCCCGUGGAGGCACUCUUCUUCGUGGGUAACCAGCUCAUCGCCACCAGCCACACGGGAAAAGUGGGCGUCUGGAAUGCUGUUACCAAGCACUGGCAGAAUCAGGACGUGGUUCCCAUCAACAGCUACGACACGGCCGGGUCCUUCCUCAUCCUGGGCUGCAACAACGGCUCCAUCUACUACAUCGACGUGCAGAAGUUCCCUCUGCGGAUGAAGGAUAACGACCUGCUGGUGACGGAGCUGUACCGAGACCCCAGCGAAGACGCCAUCACUGCCCUCAGCGUGUACCUCACGCCCAAAACAAGCAUCAUGAAAUGUGACAGCGGUAACUGGAUUGAGAUUGCGUACGGCACCAGCUCCGGGACGGUGCGCGUGAUCGUGCAGCACCCUGAGACGGUGGGCUCGGGCCCGCAGCUCUUCCAGACCUUCUCCGUCCACCGCAGCCCCGUCACCAAGAUCAUGCUGUCCGAGAAGCACCUCAUAUCAGUGUGUGCGGACAACAACCACGUGCGCACCUGGACAGUGACGCGUUUCCGCGGGAUGAUCUCCACACAGCCGGGCUCCACGCCACUCUCCUCCUUCAAGAUCCUCUCGCUGGACGACAUCGACGGCCACGCUGGCUGUGGUGCCGGCACAGAGAUCGGGCCGUACGGGGAGAGAGACGACCAGCAGGUGUUCAUCCAGAGAGUGGUGCCCGACACCGACAAGCUCUACGUCCGACUCUCGUCCAACGGGAAGAGGGUGUGCGAGGUGCGCUCGGUGGACGGCACGUCCAUCACGGCCUUCAUGGUGCACGAGUGCGAGGGCUCCAGCCGCAUCGGCUCGCGGCCCCGCCGCUACCUCUUCAGUGGCCACGGCAACGGCAGCAUCCAGAUGUGGGACUUGACCACCGCCAUGGAGAUCGCCGGGAAGGUCGACAUCAAAGCGCUGGGCGGGCCUACGGAGGAGGAGCUGCUGGAACUGCUGGAUCAGUGUGACCUGGCGUUGACCCGGACGCCGGACAUGAGUCCAGCCGCCUCACUCACACACUCCAGCACACCACGCACAUCCACCUGCAGCCUGGUGUCCCAGUCCAGUGAGCGCGGUGUGGUCCUCCGCGGUGCUGCCGUGGCCGGUCUGACGGGCAGCCUCCCGCGCCAGGCGCCCCUGGUGCCCUUCUCCCGCCCCUCCCCGGGGGCAGAUGCAGGCCCUGGGCGUGAGCCAGGCGUCGCUGAGCGGCAGCAGCGUGGGCGGGGGCAGCCCCCUCCCCUCCCGCGGCCCCCCCGAGGCCCUGCGGCGCGGCAGCUUCGCCGAGCGCUGCCAGGAGAGGGCCAAGGGCGCCGAGGGCAUGGGCAUGGGCCAGGGAUGGGCGCGGGCGUGGACCCGGCGGGCGCCGGGAGGCGCAGUCUGGCCGUGUCCAGCGAGCUGGAGGCGCGUCUGGGGCUCCGCUCGCCGCCCGUCUUCCCCUCUUCGUCCCCCUCCCAUCCUCCUCAUCCUCACCCCCACUCGCACCCCUCGUCUCCGUCUCAGGCUGCCCUGGCGGCAGCUGCAGCGGCGGGGCCUUCGUCGUCCUCAUCGUCCUCCUCCUCCUCCUCCAUGAGGAGGUCUCCGUCGGGCGUGUUGUCUGGAGCGGGCGCAGUAGCGGGCGCAGGAGCGGGCGUGGGCCCGGCCCUCAGCCCGACGCGCUCCCAGACGCCCGUCUCUCCCCCGCGCCGACCCUCCGCCACUCCCGCCAGCCCCAGUGCUGAGCCCACGCCCCCUGACGGCACCAGCCCCGCCUCCGACAGUCUAGCGUCGCCCCCGGCACCCAGCCCCAAACCACACAUGAAUGAGACAAGCUUUUGAUUUGGGUGUGUGUGUGUGUGUGUGCGUGUGUGUGCGUGUGUGUGUGUGUGUGUGCGUGUGUGUGUGUGUGUGCGUGUGUGUGUGUGUGUGUGCGUGUGUGCGCGCAUUUUUGCAAACAAAUAUGUAGCUAAAGUAAAUCUUUUAAGAUUACAGGAUCUUUUUUAAUGACUGCAAUCUCUAAAUGUCUUCCAUGAAGUCUUUGCAGUUGUGUCAAGGGCUUCCCAACCAUAGCUUUACCAUGGGGGCACGGGUUGGCGUUUUAUGAGUUACUGUUUCUAUUAUAUAUUGGUUUUGUUUAGUUUUUUUCCUAACGUAUGACGUAUGAAUUGAACCACAUUGAGUCCGAUAUUUUAUACGAUUAAUUCGCUCGCUCUGUCUCUUCGGGCCUCAGUGUUGCACUGUUGAGCUCCAGACGUAGCGUAAGCAUUCCUCCCUCUCGACUCCAUAUCCAUGAGAAGCCAUGUGCUUGCACAAAGAGAAACCGAAAGAAAUUCAUUCCACGGCUUCAGAUGGGGUGUGGGGCUCGGGUCAAACAGAAGCAGGUGGACUUUUAAGCCGAGGGUUACCGUUGUCAGUGGCGCUCUCAGAACCGGGACGAUUGGGCCCGGGGGCAUCAGGGAUCUUCUCGUACCCUGUAGUACCAGAGUCCAGAACCUUGGGCCCAGAUUGGAGUUGACCACAGAAGUGGCUUAUGCCCCUUUGAAACCCAGUUCCAGAGUGGGUGGGACAUAUCAGUGUUGAGCGGGAACAGUCUCACACGAUUGGACCAGAACUUAACUGUCAAUCCAGACUUCCAGGUUGACGAGUUUUGCUUUGGCCAUUUUGUGAUAUUCUAUUCACUACAGGAAGCUCAGUUAGAUUUGAUUGUAAGUGUGCCCUGCUUGGCUAUGCUAACAUACAAUAAUAUGAUCAUAUUCUUUUGGUUCUUCCUCCGCAGAACAGAAACCACUCAUUGGCUGUGUAUGUCCAGACAGUUUUGCCCUCUUGAGAGCACGGCCAGGGUCCAUAUUUACUCCUUCAUACUGUAUGUCCAAGCUAGACACCAUAGCUAUGGAUUAGGAGGCACAACAGGGCCAUUUCAAGUGUGUGUGUGUGUGUGUGUGUGUGUGUGUGUGUGUGUGUGUGUGUGUGUGUGUGUGUGUGUGUGUGUGUGUGUGUGUGUGUGUGUGUGUGUGUGUGUGUGUGUGUGUGUGUGUGUGUGUGGGGGGGGGGGG